Lathyrus sativus (Indian pea) is the source of this 3393-nucleotide messenger RNA. The record is from the annotation of a GenBank genome assembly. NCBI's taxonomy places the organism in Eukaryota, Viridiplantae, Streptophyta, Magnoliopsida, Fabales, Fabaceae.
AUGGAAAUUCCUCCGCAUCGAACAUGGAUGUAUAAUAGGCUUCUCCCGGGUCGGAGUGCACAUAGAUAUGAAUUCUUAAAAGGUGUCGAAGAGUUUAUAAACUUUGCUUGUCAACAGAAAGAGUAUUUGAAGAAUGGUAUAAUAAGAUGUCCAUGUAAGUUGUGCAAAAAUGAGGACCACCUCACCCCAGAUGAGGCAAACACUCAUAUUCACCAACACGGGUUUGCACCAGAAUAUUGGAAUUGGACUUGCCAUGGAGAGAUAAUCGCUCACAUCAAUGAUAGUGAUGAAGAUGAUGGUAUAGAUAUGAUUGCGCCUUGUAGUAAUAGUCAACAGGGGAGUUAUGAACAUGUUCAUAGAUAUCAAGACAUGGUGUUUGAUGCUGCCGGUUUUAAUCGCGAACAACAUUUUAUACAACAAGAAGAGGAACCUCCAAAUAUGGAAGCAAAAUUAUUUUAUGACAUGUUGAAUUCAACUCAACAACCAUUGUGGCCGGGAUGUAAAAACACAACUGAGUUAUCGGCUGCUAUUAAGAUGUUGAGUUUAAAAUCUAAACACAAUAUGUCACAAGCAUGUUUCGAUGACAUGGUCAAGUUUAUGAAGGAAUCAAGUCACCCAGAGAAUGUAAUUCCCUCUAACUUUAGGGAAACAAAAAAACUUGUGUCUGGACUCGGUUUAUCAAAGAUAAAGAUUGAUUGUUGCAUUGGUGGGUGUAUGUUGUAUUACAAAGAGGACAUAAAUUUGAAUGAGUGCAAGUUUUGCAAUGAGCCUCGAUACAAAACAUGUAUUCUGCGUAAGCGUAAGCGAAACUCUAAAGAUGUUCCUCGCAAGAGAUUGCAUUACUUGCCUUUAAUCCCUCGCCUUCAAAGAUUAUAUGCUUCGGCGAGAUCCGCAGAGCACAUGAGGUGGCACUAUGAACAUCGUAGGGAAGAAGGUGUGUUGUGUCAUCCUUCAGAUGGGGAAGCUUGGAAACACUUUGACCAAGUAUAUCCUGCAUUUUCUUUGGAACCUAGAAAUGUUAGACUUGGUUUGUGUGCUGAUGGCUUUACCCCUUUUGGCCAAUCUGCAAAACCAUAUUCUUGUUGGCCAGUAAUUGUCACACCAUAUAACCUACCUCCUGAGCUAUGUAUGAUGAUGCCUUAUAUGUUCUUGACCUUGAUCAUUCCAGGUCCAGACAAUCCAAAAGGUAAAAUUGACGUGUACUUACAACCGUUGAUAGACGAAUUGCAACAAUUGUGGAAUGAUGGUGUAGUAACAUAUGAUGCAUCAAAGAAGCAAAAUUUUCGAUUGAGAGCUGCACUAAUGUGGACAAUAAAUGAUUUUCCUGCCUAUGGGAUGUUGUCUGGGUGGAGUACUGCAGGAAUAUUUGCUUGUCCAAUAUGCAAGGGAGGUUUAAAAGCUUUCUCAUUGGAAAAAGGAAAAAAGAGAUCUUGGUUUGAUUGCCACCGUCAAUUUUUACCUCGUGAUCACGCUUUUAGAAGAAAUAAGGUUAUGUUUUACAAAAAUAGAAUUGAGACAAGAGAGCCUCCUCCAAGGUUAAGUGGUGAACAAGUAUGGAAAGAGGUUUGUGGGCUUCCUAAAGUAACUAACAUGCGGAAUUGCAUUGUUCCUGGUCGUGGAAUUUCACACAAUUGGACCAAAAGAAGCAUAUUUUGGGACUUGCCUUAUUGGAGACACAACUUAUUGAGGCACAAUCUUGAUGUUAUGCAUAUAGAAAAGAAUGUCUUUGAAAAUGUUUUUCAUACAGUUAUGGACAACAAAGAGAAAACUAAGGACAACAAAAACGCAAGAUUGGACUUGGAAAAGUAUUGUCAUAGAAGAGAGUUGUUGUUGAAAAAAAAUUCUAAUGGGAACUAUAUGAAACCCAAAGCCAAAUAUUGUUUAUCGAAUGAACAAAAAAUUGAUGUGUGCGAAUGGGUGAAAGGAUUGAAGAUGCCUGAUGGUUAUGCUUCUAAUUUGGGUAGAUGUGUAGAUUUAAAGCAAAAGAAACUCUUUGGUAUGAAAAGCCAUGAUUGCCAUAUUUUUAUGGAAUGUCUACUUCCAAUAGCUUUUAGUGCUCUUCCCGAACCAAUAUGGAAGACCUUAACCGAGCUUAGUCAAUUUUUCAGAGACUUGUGUUCAACAGUGUUGCGAGAAGAUCAUUUAUUACAAAUGGAAAAAAACAUUCCUUUGAUAUUAUGUAAGAUGGAGCGUAUAUUUCCACCCGCAUUGUUUGACUCUAUGGAGCACUUGCCAAUUCAUUUAGCUGAUGAAGCUAAGAUGGGUGGACCAGUUCAAUAUCGUUGGAUGUAUCCGUUUGAAAGAUUUUUAAAUAAAAUUAAAAAAAUAGUAAAAAACAAAAGAAAUGUGGAAGGGUGUAUCUGUGAAGCAUAUUUGGUGCAAGAGACAUCCUAUUUCAGUUCCCAUUAUUUUUUGCCUCCUGCUCAAUACUCGAGUGUUAUUGGCAUAAACAAGGGGAUUCAUCAAGACCAUAUGCAACCAACUUUGUCUAUCUUUGAACAUUUGAAUGGCCAAACAGCGGGAAAAUAUUGUGAAAGGUGGCUCGAGGAUAGAGAAAUGGAAGCUGCACAACUACACGUUCUCUUAAAUUGCAAAGAGGUUAAGCCAUUUAUUGAUAUGUAUGUCCAAAGUUUGAAAAGUAUGUAUGGAGAUGUCAAUGACGAUAUCAUUGAUAAACAACUAGAAGCUGACUUUCCGCACUGGUUUCAAAAAUACGUGAUGAUGAAUUGCAAACAUAAGAGACAAAAUUCUGACUUGUAUGAUUUGGCAAGGGGGCCUUUGAGACUAGCGAAAUCGUGGCCUAUUUAUUUUGCAAAUGGAUACAAAUUUCACACAACUUCUUGGGGUGAAGGAAAAACAACCUAUAACAGUGGGGUGUGUGUUAGUGGAAUAGGACAAGAUGAAACUUCAAAUGACUAUUAUGGCAUUCUUACAGAAAUUCUAGAACUUCAAUGGCCAAGUCAAACAACAAAAAAGUUGGUUUUAUUUUACUGUGAUUGGUUUGACCCUUCAAGACAUGGGAUGCGAAUACAUCGUCAGUACAAGAUUGUAGAAGUUCGUAAGGGGAGAAAAUAUAGUAAAUUUGAUCCUUUUAUUUUUCCAAAAGCUGCAACUCAAGUUUAUUAUUCACCUUAUCCUGGGCGCCCAAGAGAUAAGUUUGAUUGGUUGGUAGCCAUAAAGACAAAGCCAAGAGGGGUUGUUGAUGAUAGACACACACUAGAGGUUGCUUUUCAAGUUCAAGAGUCACAAGUUAGUGCAACAAUUGAAGAUGACCCAAUUGAUCUCCUACAAGAUGAUGAAGUUGAUGGUGAAGAGGUUAGUUUGUCAACAAUACAAAAAAAUGAAGAUGAAGAGGAUUCCAAUGACGAUGAUGAAAAUUUAAUUGCAAUUUGA